GCGAAUGGUCACAUUUUUUCUUGCUUUGUGUUUUCUUGCAAAAAAUAUUGUUGUUUGUCGCAUUUAUUUGCUGAUAAAGUGUAAUUUGGAAAGCCAAAGCCACAGAAUGUCCGACAACGAUGACGAUUUUAUGUGCGACGACGAUGAGGAUUAUGGAUUGGAAUACUCGGAGGAUAGCAACUCGGAACCGGAUGUGGAUCUGGAGAAUCAGUACUACAACAGCAAGGCUUUGAAGGAGGAGGAGCCCAAGGCUGCUUUGGCCAGUUUCCAGAAGGUUCUCGAUCUGGAAAAUGGCGAAAAGGGAGAGUGGGGAUUCAAGGCGCUGAAGCAAAUGAUCAAGAUCAACUUUAGACUGUGCAACUACGAUGAGAUGAUGGUGCGCUACAAGCAGCUGCUCACUUACAUCAAAAGUGCCGUGACCAGGAAUCAUUCUGAAAAGAGCAUCAAUUCGAUCCUGGACUAUAUAUCCACGUCGAAGAAUAUGGCCCUGCUGCAGAACUUUUACGAGACCACGCUGGACGCCCUGCGAGAUGCCAAAAACGAUCGCCUGUGGUUCAAGACCAACACCAAGCUCGGCAAACUCUACUUCGACCGCAGCGAUUUUACCAAGCUGCAGAAGAUACUGAAGCAGUUGCAUCAGAGCUGCCAGACAGACGAUGGCGAGGACGACCUGAAGAAGGGCACCCAGCUGCUGGAAAUCUAUGCCCUGGAGAUUCAGAUGUACACGGUGCAGAAGAACAACAAGAAGCUUAAGGCCCUCUACGAACAGUCGCUCCACAUCAAGUCGGCCAUUCCACAUCCCCUGAUCAUGGGUGUGAUUCGUGAGUGCGGCGGUAAAAUGCACCUGCGAGAGGGUGAGUUUGAAAAGGCGCACACGGACUUCUUUGAGGCGUUCAAAAACUACGAUGAGAGCGGAUCGCCACGGAGGACGACUUGCUUAAAGUACUUGGUAUUGGCUAACAUGCUGAUGAAAUCCGGCAUAAAUCCCUUUGACUCACAGGAAGCCAAGCCGUAUAAGAACGAUCCUGAAAUCCUGGCCAUGACAAAUCUGGUGAACUCCUAUCAAAACAACGAUAUUAAUGAGUUUGAGACCAUUUUGCGUCAGCAUCGCAGCAACAUCAUGGCCGAUCAGUUUAUACGGGAGCACAUUGAAGACUUGUUGCGAAAUAUUCGCACCCAGGUGCUCAUAAAACUGAUCAGGCCCUAUAAGAACAUUGCUAUACCCUUCAUAGCCAAUGCGCUAAACAUAGAGCCAGCUGAAGUAGAGAGUCUGUUGGUCUCCUGCAUUCUAGAUGACACCAUUAAAGGACGGAUCGACCAAGUUAAUCAGGUGCUCCAGCUGGACAAGAUCAACAGCAGCGCCUCGCGAUACAAUGCGCUGGAGAAAUGGUCCAACCAAAUCCAAUCGCUGCAGUUCGCCGUAGUUCAGAAAAUGGCCUAAGCUUGUGUCCUAUAUGGCUUUGAAACCGAUUAAAAUUAUUGAAUUUAAACUAAA
Drosophila elegans is the source of this 1495-nucleotide messenger RNA. RefSeq names its product COP9 signalosome complex subunit 2 (gene alien). Gene Ontology annotation, biological process: protein deneddylation. Gene Ontology annotation, cellular component: COP9 signalosome. The record is from RefSeq and is a predicted model, not a curated record. Lineage: Eukaryota; Metazoa; Arthropoda; Insecta; Diptera; Drosophilidae. The transcript has 6 exons. The coding region runs from base 5 to 1441 and encodes 478 amino acids.